This is a messenger RNA of Cricetulus griseus (Chinese hamster), 4258 nucleotides long. The record is from RefSeq and is a predicted model, not a curated record. NCBI's taxonomy places the organism in Eukaryota, Metazoa, Chordata, Mammalia, Rodentia, Cricetidae.
GGGUGACAGGGUGUGGUCUGCCUGGAGCGGGCGACGCGGGAGAGCGGGGCAGAGGCCUGGGGCUGCGGAUGGUGUCGCGGAGUGCGGGGUGCUGUGACAGCGCGCAGCUAAGCGCAGGCGAGGGUGUCCCAGGCUCGCCAAGUGCCCAGCUCCAAGCUGCUCCAGCGCCCUCGCUGGCUGUGGGGACCGGACACCUGCGAGUGAAGAGCGAGUGGCGCUCAGCCUUCCUAGCAAAUUCUGGUAGGCACCAUAAGGACUGCAGACUAUCAGGAAUAGAAAGGACCUUGGAAACCAGAGGCCAUCCCAAAACAUCAACAAAAGAAAAGGCUGGAAUCAAAGGAGGGAAAGGCACAGUGUCCACCUGGAGGAUCUCCAACCUGAGCAGAUGCCAGUUGACAUGGGAACUCUGAAGAGAGCAAUUUAAGGAUUUUCACAUUUGCUCGCAGUGGUUUUGCCAAGACAGAAUAAUCUCCAAGGUAGCUAGGUGGGAUUUCUGAGGAGGGCCCUCAGAUUUCUUCUUGGCCCACCAUGAGGUUCUUUCUGCUUUGUUUCUGCGUGCUGUUCCUUCUGGUCUCCAGGUUACGGGCAGUCAGCUUCCCUGAAGACGACGAGCCCCUUAACACUGUUGAUUAUCACUAUUCAAGGCAAUAUCCGGUUUUUAGAGGACGCCCUUCAGGCAACGAAUCGCAGCAUAGGCUGGACUUUCAGCUGAUGUUGAAAAUUCGAGACACACUUUAUAUUGCUGGCAGAGAUCAAGUCUAUACAGUGAACUUAAAUGAAAUCCCCAAAACAGAGGUCAUACCAAGCAAGAAGCUGACAUGGAGGUCCAGACAACAGGAUCGAGAAAAUUGUGCUAUGAAAGGCAAGCAUAAAGAUGAGUGCCACAACUUCAUCAAAGUAUUUGUUCCAAGAAAUGAUGAGAUGGUUUUUGUCUGUGGUACCAAUGCCUUCAACCCAAUGUGUAGAUACUAUAGGUUGAAUACCUUAGAGUAUGAUGGGGAAGAAAUUAGUGGCCUGGCACGAUGCCCAUUUGAUGCCAGACAAACCAAUGUUGCCCUCUUUGCCGAUGGGAAACUGUAUUCUGCCACAGUGGCCGACUUCCUGGCCAGUGAUGCUGUCAUUUAUAGAAGCAUGGGUGAUGGAUCUGCCCUUCGCACAAUAAAAUAUGAUUCUAAAUGGAUAAAAGAACCACACUUUCUUCAUGCCAUAGAAUAUGGAAACUAUGUCUAUUUCUUCUUCAGAGAAAUCGCUGUGGAACAUAAUAACUUAGGCAAGGCUGUGUAUUCCCGAGUGGCUCGCAUUUGUAAAAACGACAUGGGUGGCUCACAGCGGGUCCUGGAGAAACACUGGACUUCCUUCCUGAAGGCUCGGCUUAACUGCUCAGUCCCUGGAGAUUCCUUUUUCUACUUCGAUGUUCUGCAGUCCAUCACAGACAUAAUCCAAAUCAAUGGCAUCCCCACCGUGAUUGGGGUCUUCACCACGCAGCUCAACAGCAUCCCUGGUUCUGCAGUUUGUGCCUUUAGCAUGGACGACAUUGAGAAAGUGUUCAAAGGACGAUUCAAAGAACAGAAAACCCCAGACUCUGUUUGGACUGCAGUUCCGGAAGACAAAGUACCAAAGCCAAGGCCUGGCUGUUGUGCCAAACAUGGCCUCGCAGAAGCUUACAAAACAUCCAUUGACUUCCCAGAUGAGACGCUGUCUUUCAUCAAAUCCCAUCCCCUGAUGGACUCCGCUGUUCCACCCAUUGCUGAUGAGCCCUGGUUCACAAAGACACGGGUCAGGUACAGGUUGACAGCCAUCGAAGUGGACCAUUCGGCAGGGCCCUACCAAAACUACACCGUCAUCUUUGUUGGUUCUGAAGCUGGCAUAGUGCUUAAAGUAUUGGCAAAGACCAGUCCUUUCUCUUUGAAUGACAGUGUAUUGCUGGAAGAGAUUGAAGCUUACAACCAAGCCAAGUGCAGCGCUGAGAGUGAGGAAGACAGAAAGGUCGUCUCCUUACAAUUGGACAAAGAUCACCACGCUUUAUACGUAGCCUUUUCCAGCUGCAUUGUCCGCAUCCCCCUCAGUCGUUGUGAGCGCUAUGGAUCCUGUAAAAAGUCUUGCAUCGCAUCACGUGACCCGUACUGUGGCUGGUUAAGCCAGGGAGUUUGUGAGAGAGUGACUCUAGGGAUGCUCGCUGGAGGAUAUGAGCAAGACACAGAGUACGGCAACACGGCCCACCUAGGGGACUGCCACGAAAGUUUGCCUACUUCAACCACACCAGAUUACAAAAUAUUUGGCGGUCCAACAGCUGACAUGGAGGUAUCUUCAUCUUCUGUUGCCACUGUGGCAAGUAGCCCAGAAAUUACAUCUAAAGUGCUUGAUACCUGGAGACCUAAACUGACGAGCUCCCGGAAAUUUGUAGUUCAAGAUGACCCAUACACUUCUGAUUUUACUGAUACUAUAUCAGGUAUCCCAAAGGGUGUACGGUGGGAAGUCCAGUCCGGAGACUCCAACCAGAUGGUCCACAUGAAUGUCCUCAUCACCUGUGUGUUUGCCGCUUUCGUCUUGGGUGCAUUCAUUGCAGGCGUGGCUGUGUAUUGCUACCGUGACAUGUUUGUUCGAAAGAACAGGAAGAUGCAUAAGGAUGCGGAAUCAGCUCAGUCCUGCACAGACUCCAGUGGAAGCUUCGCCAAGCUUAACGGUCUCUUUGACAGUCCCGUGAAGGAAUACCAACAGAACAUCGAUUCUCCUAAACUCUAUAGCAACCUGCUGACCAGUCGGAAGGAGCUGCCACCCAACACGGAUACAAAAUCCAUGGUCAUGGACCACCGAGGCCAGCCUCCAGAGCUGGCUGCUCUCCCUACACCAGAGUCCACACCUGUACUCCACCAGAAGACCCUGCAGGCCAUGAAGAGCCACUCUGACAAGGCCCACGGCCAUGGUGCUUCAAGGAAAGAACAUCCUCAGUUUUUUCCUUCUAGUCCUCCACCCCACUCCCCAUUAAGUCACGGGCAUAUCCCCAGUGCCAUUGUUCUUCCAAAUGCCACCCAUGACUACAAUACAUCAUUUUCAAACUCUAAUGCUCACAAAGCCGAAAAGAAACUUCAAAACAUCGACCACCCUCUUACAAAGUCGUCUAGUAAGAGGGAACACCGACGUUCUGUGGAUUCCAGAAACACCCUUAAUGAUCUCCUGAAGCAUCUAAAUGACCCAAACAGUAAUCCCAAAGCCAUCAUGGGAGAAAUCCAUAUGGCCCAUCAGACCCUCAUGCUGGACCCAGUAGGGCCUAUGUCUGAGGUCCCACCCAAGGUCCCUAACCGGGAGGCAUCUUUGUACUCCCCUCCCUCAACACUCCCCAGAAAUAGUCCAACUAAGAGAGUAGAUGUCCCCACCACUCCUGGGGUCCCAAUGACAUCUCUAGAAAGACAAAGGGGCUAUCAUAAAAAUUCCUCCCAGAGGCACUCUAUAUCAGCUGUGCCUAAAAACUUAAACUCACCAAAUGGUGUUUUGUUAUCCAGACAGCCGAGCAUGAACCGUGGAGGAUAUAUGCCCACUCCCACAGGGGCGAAGGUGGACUAUAUUCAGGGGACACCUGUGAGUGUCCACCUGCAGCCUUCCCUCUCCAGACAGAGCAGCUACACCAGUAAUGGCACCCUACCCAGGACGGGACUAAAGAGGACACCAUCCUUAAAACCUGACGUGCCACCAAAGCCUUCCUUUGUUCCUCAAACCACACCUGUCAGACCACUGAACAAAUACACUUACUAGGCCUCAAGUGUGCUAUUCCUGUGUGGCUUUAUCCUGUCCCUUGUGUUGAGAGGUCGCUGUGAGGGUACCUUAAGACAAGAUACCUGCUUGUAUUUUCAGAGAAACAAGUAGCCAAAGAAACUUUGUAACUUUGGUAACAUCAGAACUUGCCACAUGUAGCUACUGCAGCAAGGCUUCUGUGUACUGGCCUGAAACAGAGGGAGGUACUGGUCAUUCCAUUUCUCUUGUUUGAAGCUGAAGGGGAUGUGUAGCCUGGAAGGGGCUCCCUUCACCAGUGUAUAGAGCUGACACAGUACUCAGAAGACUGAACAAAUACUUGAAAAUGGGUUCAAUUUAGACUGCCAUUAUGUGUGGUCUUCCCAUUAAAUGUGAACAUUUUAAUAUGUAUGCAUUCACCUUGCCUCUUGCACAAAUGUCAAAAUGAAAAGAUGGGAAUGUCUCAAAACAAAAUGAGCUUGUAGAUUACCAAGCAGUUUGCUAAAAAAUUCAAUCUUUGACCCAAAUUGUA